This is a messenger RNA of Carlito syrichta (Philippine tarsier), 2521 nucleotides long. It is a transcript of the gene PRELID3B, whose product is annotated as PRELI domain containing 3B. Gene Ontology annotation, molecular function: phosphatidic acid transfer activity. Gene Ontology annotation, cellular component: mitochondrial intermembrane space. The transcript is spliced from 6 exons. The record is from RefSeq and is a predicted model, not a curated record. Bases 72 to 656 code for a protein of 194 amino acids. Gene Ontology annotation, biological process: phospholipid transport. Lineage: Eukaryota; Metazoa; Chordata; Mammalia; Primates; Tarsiidae.
GGGGCCGGUGUCGCCUCUUUGCCUCGUCGUCCCCUAUUCGCUGCCCGGUCGUCGCGUGGGCCGCCGACACCAUGAAGAUCUGGACUUCCGAGCAUGUCUUUGACCACCCGUGGGAAACCGUCACAACAGCUGCAAUGCAAAAGUACCCAAACCCUAUGAACCCAAGCGUAGUUGGAGUUGAUGUGCUGGACAGACAUAUAGAUUCCUCUGGAAAGUUGCACAGCCAUAGGCUUCUCAGCACAGAGUGGGGACUGCCUUCCAUCGUGAAGUCUCUCAUUGGUGCAGCAAGAACCAAAACGUAUGUGCAAGAACAUUCUGUAGUUGAUCCUCUAGAGAAAACAAUGGAACUUAAAUCUACUAAUAUUUCAUUUACAAAUAUGGUUUCAGUAGAUGAGAGACUUAUAUACAAACCACAUCCUCAGGACCCAGAAAAAACUACUUUGACUCAAGAAGCUAUAAUCACUGUGAAAGGAGUCAGCCUCAGUAGCUACCUUGAAGGACUCAUGGCAAGUACAAUAUCUUCAAAUGCCAAUAAAGGCCGAGAAGCAAUGGAAUGGGUAAUACAUAAAUUAAAUGCUGAGAUUGAAGAAUUGACAGCUUCAGCAAGAGGAAGCAUAAGGACUCCAAUGGCGGCGGCAGCAUUUAUAGAGAAAUGAUCAUGGAAAUUGGUAGACAACCUUGGGUGCCCAGGUCUCUCCAAGUUGGCAAUAUAUUUAUUUGUUACUUAAAAAAUACAAUUCUAUUUUAGGUAGAAUUUUUUUAAAUAAGCUGACAUAAGGCUAAGGUACUUGAUCAAAACAGAUUCAGGGCUUCUAAAUAAAAGGGAUCAUACGAAAAUGGUGUUUGAAAUGACUGUCAUUCGAAGGGUUCCAGUAUUUAUGUGGAAACUUAAUUUUUUGAAAGGUCCUUGGAAAUAGGUAUUGGCGUUGAAUCUCCUUCAGGUAGAAUUUUAAAGCUUUUCGUGCACCAUAAGUCUACCUGGCUUUGGACCAAUCCCAGGACAGCAGCACCACCCCCUAAGACAUACAUUACAUUGCUAUACACUCAAUAGCUCAUAAGGGAACUUACAGGAGAAAUUAUGUAGUUUUAAAAGGUAUUAAUUUGUAUAAAAUAAGUUACUCUGCUAUAAAACACCACUAAAAACCACAGUGUUUUGGUUUAGUACGUAAAUAUUUUUGGAGUGAGAAUUAUCACUGAAGUAAUAUAUGACUCCAACAAAAAUAUGGUUUUAUUGUAUUAAAGAGUACUGUAUUAAUUUGCCAAAGUUUUGUAACUUAGUAAAGGCAUUACCUUCCUUGGAUUUGUACUUAGUGAUUUAGUAUGCUGUAUCGUGGGCUGGUUAUGUUAACUGAAAAAGUCAUUACCUGAGUUUUGCAGCAUUCUAAACUUAAACAGAACAGCUGUUCACAUCUUUUAGCAUUUCACAUUUGCCUAACUUAUAAAUUGCCAUGUGUCAAAAUCAUGGUUUUGUAAUUGCUAAGGCAUGAUAUGUCAGGUUAUUUGAAUAUAAUUACUUUUUGAAGUAAUUGUGACCACAAAACAUCUUUUUUUACAUGAAGAGCUGUACAUCAUUUGAAAUUACUCAAAUGAUGUCUUAAUCUGAAGCGUAAACCCCAGGUACUUAAUGUUUUUAAUAAUAUGGUGCCACUGCAGGGCUGGGAGUGGUGGGGGAGAACAAAGGAUAAAGGGGAGAGGAAGGAUUGGCUUAAACUAACCAGCAAGUGAAUUGCACUGCAGCUUGUAUUUACAGGGAAUCCUUAUUUUGAAUGCCAGAAGGCAACUGCAGACUGCAAAACAAUCCAAUAAAUGUUAUUUUGUUUUGCAUUUUGUAGCAGCACUUAUCCACCACUAAAUAAUAGCUCUGGUAUUUGUAGUUGUUGCAUACAGAGUAUGUUUGUUAAAAGGUGAUUAGCUUUUGACUUUAUUUUACAAUGCUUCAUAUGAUAAACUUCUAGUCAGGUUUCCUUUCAGAGACCAGCUAAUAUAUGUACAUAAACCACGGAAAUAUUAUAACAAACUAUUUUGAAAUUAUUGGUUUUCUACUUGAAAUAGUUUAGCUUAAGACUUCUCAGAACAUUUGUAAAAGCAAGUUAAAUCCCAUAAGGUUUGAUUUUUUUUUUCUUGUAACCAGAAAUGGUUUUGCAACUGAAAUAACAUUUCACCUAAACAAAACAUUACUAAAUAUUGACAUUUGAUAAGAAGUUGUCUUGGGUAAUUUCUGUAAAUUAUGCCUGUUCUGAAAAAGGUGUAGUGCCCUAAUGAUAAAAUAUUUUUAAACAAAUCCUUAUCCUUCGUUUGAUUUUUUAAACUCUGCUCUAAUGAUUUUCGUUUUCCAAAAUAGCUGGUAAUUCAUAGCUUUUACCUGUGAAAAUAUAAAUCCACAGCAAACAAAUGCAUUUAAGACUAAACUGGACUAAAGUGUUCACAAAUGAAACUUCUGGACUAUUGAGCAUCUAUUUCGUAUUUUUAAAAAUUAACAUAUGAACUAAAAACUUGUUAAUAAAAACUUUUUUAACUGUGA